AUGACGAAUAGACCCCAAGAAGCGCCGCCGGCAAUGGAGGCGCACUCCAAUGAGACCACAGUCUCCGUGGAGAAGCGAAAACGGCAUUUCGGACCAAGGAUGAUCUUCAGCGUUGUCAUCAUGUGUAUGGGUACCCUCACUUACUCAUACGGCGCUGGAGUAAUUGCGACUACCAUUGGACAGCCCUCGUUCUACUCCUAUAUGAAGCUCAACAACGGCCCUCAGACGUCUGCAAUCAUCGGCGCCACGACAGCUUUGUACUACGCUGGUGGUAUCUUCGGUGCCUUCGGUGCGAACUUCGUCGCAGACCGCUGGGGAAGAAAGGCAUCGAUAUACACCGGCGCGCUUACUUCGCUUGCUGCGGCCGCUCUCUGCGCCGGCUCCGUUCACAUCGCUAUGUUCAUUGUGUUCCGGUUUCUAUACGGAGUCGGUGGCUUCAUGCUGCUGAUGACCGUCCCUCUGUGGAUCACGGAGGUUGUACCAGCAGAGGUUCGCGGGGCAUUCGCGCAGUGUCAUGGAGUGUGCACGUCCCUCGGCUACUUCCUCUCCAGCUACGUGGGCGUGGGAUUCUACACGAACGGCUCCAUCAAAGGGCUCAAUUCGUGGCGAGGCCCGCUCGCAUUAGGCGCUCUUCCGCCAGUGCUCUUCCUCUGCGGCCUGUGGUGGGUGCCAGAGUCUCCCCGGUUCCUGCUGCUGAAGGAACGCACCAGCAAGGCAUGGGAAAUCGUGCGCCGGUUCCACUCGGCGCCAGGAGACUCGGACCACCGCUACGCACAGAUCGAGAUGUUCCAGAUGAAGAACCAGAUCGAGCUGGAUCGCACUCUGCCUACCUCUUGGCUCUUCAUGUUCAAGACACCCUCGAUGCGGAAGCGCAUGUGCAUGACCGUCUUUAUUGUCUUUGCAGUCCUGUCGAGCGGCAACCUCUGCGUCGCGACCUACGCUACCGUGAUCAUGAGCCAUUCCGGCUGGGAUCCGCUUGCCCAACUGAAUAUCCAAGCUGGAAUGAUGGCGGCUGUUAUGCCCGGCAUCUUUGCUGCCAUAUUCUUCACCGAGAGACUUCGGCGCCCGACCCUGGUCAUGAUCGGUUUACUUGGAGAAACCAUCGUACUCGCUUGCUACACGGGCGUCGCGGCAAGUUUCAAUCUGGCCGACGCUCAACACAAAUCCGCCCAGAUUGCCUGCGUCGCCUUGCUCUAUCUUUUCUCCAUGUUCUCGGCUGCCUUCACCGAGGGGCCAAUGUCGUAUUGGGCGGCCGAGUUCUACCCCACGCACCUGCGUGCUCGGGGCCAAACGAUACAGGUGGUGAGCUACGGAGCAUUCAGCAUUCUCUGGGGUCAGUCGGGACCAACGGCGAUCGCCAACAUUGGCUGGAGAUUCUUCUUGGUGUUUAUCUGCAUCACGGUCGUGACUGCUUUCAUCAUCUACUGGUACUUCCCAGACACCCAGGGCAAGAGUCUGGAAGAGAUGGCUCUUCUGUUCGGCGACGACGACCUUGUGGUCGUCCGGCAGCAGGAUAUCCACGUCGAUUCUGAUCAUCACAUCGUUGGUACAGUCCACAAGGACAAGGAGGGACAAGCCAUCGUGGUGAAUUUGGAGGAUAUCAACGAUGCUAAAGAGUCCGCAUAG
This is a messenger RNA of Cladophialophora immunda, 1626 nucleotides long. RefSeq lists its product as uncharacterized. NCBI's taxonomy places the organism in Eukaryota, Fungi, Ascomycota, Eurotiomycetes, Chaetothyriales, Herpotrichiellaceae. Gene Ontology annotation, cellular component: membrane. Bases 1 to 1626 code for a protein of 541 amino acids. Gene Ontology annotation, molecular function: carbohydrate:proton symporter activity. The transcript has a single exon. The record is from RefSeq and is a predicted model, not a curated record. Gene Ontology annotation, biological process: transmembrane transport; carbohydrate transport.